Messenger RNA from Electrophorus electricus (electric eel), 16330 nucleotides. The record is from RefSeq and is a predicted model, not a curated record. NCBI's taxonomy places the organism in Eukaryota, Metazoa, Chordata, Actinopteri, Gymnotiformes, Gymnotidae.
AUGGCCAUCAUUACUUAUUUAACAUCGCUACAUCGGGAAGCCUCCUCACUGCCCAGAAUGUAUUGCAUCCUUGGGUACAGAGAUACCGGGCUGUUGCUGUACACCCUGGGGCUCUUCACCAUCUUCAGCCUGGUAGCUCCUCAGGGUUCCUUUCCCAAGCUGGAGAACAUUGGGGCCCACAAACCUGUAAGCGUGAUGCCGCCUGGAGCCACGUGUGGCGUGCCGAAGCGCAGUGCCUUCUGCUGGCCGGCCCAAAUCCCGGAGGACCUCCUCACCUGCUCCCAACGGUUCUGCAUCCAGGACUGCCCGUACCGUUCCUCCACACCACACUACACUGACCUGCUUGCUGCCCGCUUGGGCGGGUGCCCAGCGGGUGACAGCCAGGACCUCCACCCAGGGGCGGCGGGCGGUUCUACCAGCUUCGCAUUUCGAAACCAGAGCAGCUGCUUGGCUUCCUUCUCCUCUCUGACCCUGGGCCCGGACGGCUCGUUUACCCUAACGCUUUGGGUGAAACUGGAGGAGGCCGCUGUAAUGACUGUCUUUGAGAAGAGCACUAUGGACCGACUGGUGUUUCUCCUCAGAGUCUCCGAGGCGGAGGUCCAGCUCCACUAUGGUGUUCAGGAUGGUCACACGGUCUCCAUAACCAUGAGCACUGCGGGCCGCAUGACCGUCGGUCGGUGGGCACACUUGGCACUGCAGGUACAUCGUGUGACUGUGAGCUUGUUCCUCAAUGGACAUGAAGAAGACAGCACUGCCUUGGACACACAGACCCUUGUUUCCCCAGUCACUGAUGACACCUCCGGCAGUGCCGCUUGGAUUGGCCAGAGCUCCAAUGGGUCCAGUCCAUUCUUUGGGUUGAUGCAGGAUUUUAGAUUUUAUCCACAGACUUUAACCAACAGAGAGAUCGAGGAGGUCUACUCUGGACGCCUCCCUCGCCUCUACGCCCAGAUCGAAUGUCGUUGCCCACCCAGUCACCCGAGAGUGCACCCUCUAGUGGAGAGGUACUGCAUCCCCAAUGGGGCCAGUGACACCACCGACGACCGCGUGCUCCGCCUGAACCUAGACGCCCAUCCGUUGCACUACAUCAACGACGGCGACAUGGGCACCGCCUGGGUCUCAUCCGUCCUUUCCACCCAAGAGGAACUGGACCAGGGAGUCACCGUCACCAUUGACCUGCAGAACGGAGAGUAUCAGGUUUUCUAUGUGAUCCUGCAGUUGCGCAGUGCGCCAGCCGAGGCCGUGCAGAUUCAGAGGAAGAGCAGCCGCACGGCGGAGUGGAGCGACUGGCAGUACCUGGCCAGUGACUGCAGCAUCCUUGGCAUGGUCAGCAACGGGCCUCUGGAUAGGCCGGACUCUGUCAACUGUCUCCGCUUUCCCAGUAAUGUCCCUUACUCCCGAGGGAACGUCACCUUCAGCGUGCUGACGCCGGAGCCCAACCUGCGGCCGGGCUACAACGACUUCUACAACAGCGCCGCCCUGCAGGACUUUGUGAGAGCCACACACGUGCGCAUCCACCUGCGGGGCCAGUACCACACGCGGAACGCCACCGUGCCCCUCGGUCACCGCUACUACGCCGUGGACGAGAUCACCAUCAGCGGCAGGUGCGACUGCCAUGGCCACGCGGACGCCUGCGACACCAGCGUGAGCCCGUACCGCUGCGCCUGCCUGCUGGAGAGUCACACGCAAGGAGCACACUGUGAGCGCUGCAAGCCCCUCUUCAACGACAAGCCAUUCCGAGCGGGAGAGCCUGCGCAUGCCAACCACUGUCGACCCUGCCAGUGCCACGGGCAUGCAUCCUCCUGCCACUAUGAUGCCAGCGUGGACCCCCGUCCUCUCAACCACCUCCGCGGAGGAGGGGGGGUUUGUGACCGCUGCACCCAUAAUACGGCAGGAAGGAACUGUGAACAGUGCAAGAGCCUCUUCUACAGAGAACUUGGUGCAUCACUAUGGGAUGAGGAUGUGUGUAAACCAUGUGAAUGCAGCAGUGCUGGGACAGUCAAUGGCAGUUUGGAAUGUGACCAGAUAGGGGGCCAGUGUAAGUGCAAGCCGCGGGUUUGGGGCCGGCGCUGUGAUGUGUGUCCACAUGGAUUCUACGGGCUGCAGGGGGCGCUGGCCGAUGGCUGCCGCGCCUGCGGAUGCCACGCUGCAGGGACGAUGAAGCCCGACGUUACCUGCCACAAGGACUCAGGCCAGUGCCCAUGCAAGGCCAAUGUAAUGGGCCUUUCCUGCGACCGAUGCAACUACGGCUUCAAGUUCCUGAACCACACAAACCCAGACGGCUGUGAGCCGUGCGGCUGCCAUCCAGACGGCUCGCUGCACCAGUUCUGCGACCGCGUCUCGGGCCAGUGCGAGUGCAGGGCGGGCAUCAGGGGCCUGCUCUGCGAUGUCUGCGGACCCGGUUCCUACGGCCCGGCCCCGGGAGGCCUCUGCCUGCCUUGCAACUGCAGCUUGGCCGGAUCUGUGGCCGGAUCCACCUGCCACCCGGUGACUGGCGAGUGCAUGUGCCAGCUGCAUGUGACCGGCCAACGGUGCAACUUGUGCCGCGCCGGCUACCACAGCCUGGGUGGCGGCGGUGAGCUGCACUGCUUGCCGUGCGUGUGCAAUGCCUGGGGUGUGGCUGAAGGAUCGGUGUGUGACAGGACAACAGGAUAUUGCCACUGUAAGAGCGGUGUGGAAGGACCCCGCUGUGAACAAUGCUCGCCGCACAUGUACAACCUGAGCUCAGGCAACGCCACGCACGCAUGCCAGCCAUGCCUGUGUGACCCAUCAGGCACCGCGGUUGGCACAGUAUGUGACCCAGACAGCGGGCAGUGUGUGUGUCAGCCAACCAGGCAUGGCCCAGACUGCAGCACCUGUAAGCCAGGUAACUUCCGCUCCAAGGAGGGCUCGUGUGUGGCAUGUGACUGUCACCCGGCGGGAGCCGCAGGGCCGGCAUGCGCAGCGGAUACCGGCCAGUGCACGUGCUCCCAUGCAUCACUGACCGGCCGCCGGUGCAACCGGUGCCGAGAUCUCUACUUCGGUUUCGACCCAGCCGUUGGCAGGUGUGAUCCUUGCGACUGCAAUCUGGCAGGCGCUCUGAACGGCUCCUGCCUUCCUGAGACGGGCCAGUGCGUGUGCAAGCCAUUCGUGACGGGGGAGAAGUGUGAGCGGUGUGUGGAGGGGGCCAGCCACAUGGACCCCAACAACACCCUGGGCUGCAGCAAAGAGCCCAGGCAGCAGCCUCCACCGCAAGGCACCGCACUCAGCGCCCGGGUCAUCGCGCUGAGCUGGAGGGCCCCGGACUCGCCCAAUAGCGACGCCCUCACCUACACAUUGCUGCGUGACUCGGAGCCCAUCCAUGCCAGCCACAGCCGCCAUCCUUUCGGACUGAUGCUUUUCACUGAUGAGGGUCUGACUCCUUACACCCUCUACACCUACCAGCUGGUCACCAGCAACGUCCAUGGCAACACCACAAGCUCCAACGUCACUCUGCGCACACUCGUUGCCACGCCCGACCCAACCGAGCUGCGCCUGAGACUGGUGGGUCAGGCUGGGCCGCGGGCUGCCUCCUUCGCCUGGAGCCCCUCUGCCCCCGUGGAGCUCUACGCCCUCAUCUCGGUGGACGAGGAGUCCGGCCAGGAGCAUACGCGCUAUGAGGGCCUGGCGACAGCGGUCACCGUGGACGGCCUGCAGCCCUUCACCCGCUACACCUUCCACCUGCAGGCCUGCACCAGCGGGGGCUGUGCCCGCGGCGACACCGUCUCUGUGCUCACGGCACAGGCCCCGCCCCAGGGCCAGGCCCCACCUCGUGUCACCAUGCUGGGCCCUGCACAGCUGCGUGUGGACUGGGAGCCACCAGCCCUGCCGAACGGUAUUAUUAUCAGGUAUGAGCUUUUCAUGCAAAUCCUCAACAAGUCACUGGAGAAUGUGACCAAUCCUAACUUGGAUCAGAGGGUAUUCCUCAGUAGCGGUUGGCUGAACCCCCAGAAGUCUGGCUCAGCCAGCGAGAACUCCCUGACUCCACCCGAGAGCAGCGUGGUGGUGUCUGAUCUGGAGCCCUUCACCACCUACCGUUUCAGGGUGAUCGCUGUCAACAUGGCCGGCAGCAUUUCGUCAGAGUGGAUGAUAGGGCGAACUGCAGAAGGAGUGCCCGAGUACAUGGGUCCCCCCCAGGUGUCUCCGCUGUCUUCAUUCUCACUGUUAGUGAGGUGGAAGACACCACAGGAACAGGACGUACGGGGCAGAGUGACAGAGUACCGGGUCAGCCUCUACCAGGAGCAGAGCUCCAACCCAUACACCCCUCCUACUGUCACACAGCUGUUGUACAGCGCCUCAGCGCAGGAGCGGAAUUACACAGUGGUGGGUCUGAAGGCCCAUGAGGAGUACAGCUUCAUUGUAGCUGUGUGCAACGCACAGGGCUGUGUGAGCAGCCUGCCUGCUUCAGGACGAACGCUACCCUCAGCUCCGUCAGGUCUGAAGGCCCCCAGGCUGAGGCCAUUGAACACAACUUCAAUGGGAAUCUCCUGGGCAACCCCAGCCAAGCUAAAUGGCCCUCUGCCUGUGUAUUACGUCGAGAGGACAGACGUGUCAUUCUCAGACACGCAGGGAAUGGUCAUCAGGGGCAGGCGCUUCAGCGGCACUGGCUACUUCCGCUUCCCCAGCUCCACUCUGCCUGCCAAUACCGACUUCACAGGUCUGCAGCUGAGCUUCCGCACGCGGGAGGCGGAUGGGCUGAUUCUGUGCGCGCUGUCCCCCGGAGCGCAGGAGGAGUACGUAGCUCUGCAGCUGUACGGAGGCCGGCCGUACUUCCUCUUCGACGCUCAGGCCUCGGCCGUGGCCGUCGAACUGAGCGGUGACGGCGGGAGGAAGUACAACGACGACCAAUGGCACCACGUGGUCGCCGCCCGGACGCAGGCCGUGGGAACGAUCAUUGUGGACGAUCAAUACAGCGGCUCGGCAUCUGCCACCAGCGGAAGCACCAUCAUUGGCCAAAACACGGGCGUCUUUUUAGGGGGCCUUCCAGAGAAUUUCACACUUCACCGACAAGACACUGGUGCAGCGAGGUUGGUGCGUCAGGGUUUUGUGGGCUGCGUGAGGGACAUGCUGAUCCAGACAGCCAGUAGCCCCGUGGCCCUUUGGGAGCCACUGGACUGGGACUCAGCCCUGGAGGAGCAUGAGACCUACGGUGGCUGGGAGGGCUGCCCUGCACAGUCCGAGCAUGGGGCCUACUUCCUGGGACAUGGGUUCCUCAAACUUGAGCCAGAGGUGUUCAUAGGCGGAGAGGAUUUUGAAAUAUCAUUUGAGUUCCGGACGGAUCAGCUGAACGCACUGCUGCUAUUUGCUUAUGAUUCCCAGGGUGCUGAUUACGUUUUGGCGGAGAUGCAGGGUGGGCUCCUCUCCUGGGCGCUGAGCUGGGCGGGACACAGCGUGGAGCUGGCCGCGUGGGUCGGCCUCUCCUACUGCGACGGCCGCUGGAACCGCGCCACCCUGCUGAAGAGGGGCGCGCUGACCGCGGCCGGCCUCAACGGGGCGAUGGAGCACAGGCGCGGCCCGUUAGGUGGCCCCCUCACCGUCACCUCCCCCCUCUACCUGGGGGGCGUCCCGGACGGCCUCCGACACCCAGCCCUGCGCCAACACAGCCUGCUGCAGGGUUUUGGCGGCUGCAUCAGGGACGUUCGAUUGGUGGCGCAGGGGCCUGUCGUAAACUUGGCUGCAGUGUGCCAUGGUGCUGUCAGAGUCAAUCUGGAUGGAUGCCUGUCAGCUGACACCAGCGUUAACUGCCGGGGAAACGACUCCAUCCUGGUGUAUGCAGGCAGAGAGACCAGCACCCUGGACCUGACUCUGCAGCCCUUCACAGAAUACCUGUACAGAGUGAUGGCAUCUGGAGAGGGAGGAUGGACAACUGGCCCUUGGCAGCGAGGACGCAGUCGUGAGACAAUUCCGCAAAGUGUGCUGCCUCCCUCCAGAGUUGCCAGCGUAAAUGGCUCGAGUGCGGAGGUGAGAUGGGAGGAGCCGGUGGGGGUCAGAGGUGUAAUUGAGCGGUACGUGGUGAAGGCGCACAGCCGGGACCGUCCCUCGUCCCCCCCGAUCAGCGCCGCCUUCCCCGACACGCCGCCGCUGACGGGGACGUUAAAUGGCCUGGCUCCUUUUAGCAGCUACAGUAUUACCCUGACGGCGUGCACUCAGGCUGGCUGUGCAGAGAGCUCCGCUGCUGCCCUCCUCACCACUCCACAGGAGGCUCCUGAAGAAGUCCUCCCCCCUCAUGCAGUUGCAUCCCCACACUCUCUCGCAGUAUACUGGGAGCACCCUCAAAAACCCAACGGUGUCCUCUCCCACUUCAUCCUCUACGAGAACCACACGGUUAUCUACCAAGGCAGUGGCACCGCCUUCAACCUCACUGGUCUAGGGGUUUACACUUCACACCGGCUGCUCCUGAGUGCCUGCACUGGGGCAGGCUGUACCAACAGUUCGGCUGUCACGUUCGUCACCGGGCAACUAGCUCCAGCCCACAUGGAUGCACCUGUCCUCACAGUGCUGGACGCUCGCACCAUCCAUGUCCAGUGGGCAGCGCCGCUGCAGGCCAACGGCCGGCUGCAGUCGUACUCGCUCUACCGGGCCAUUCCCGGAGAAGAGCCUGUGGCCAUCUACAACAGCACCGAGCUCUUUGAGGAGCACACCCUACACAGCCUCGUCCCUGGGACCACCUACCUGUUCCAGAUCGCUGCUUGCACGGCAGGCGGCUGCGCCCUCAGCCCCCCCAGUGUGGCCCACACCGAGGAGAGCUCCCCGGAGGAGGUGCCCCCCCCCACUGUCCAGUACAUCUCCCCGCACACCCUCCGUGUGUCAUGGGACGCUCCACGCAAGCCCAAUGGUGUGAUCAGCAGCUACGGCCUGUGGAUGGACGGGGUGAUGGUGCAGAACUCCUCGGCUACAAGCUUCGUGGUCGGAGGCCUGUCGCCAUGGAGCCCGCAUAGCUUCAUCGUGCAGGCGUGCACGGCGCAGGGCUGCGCCUUGGGCCCGCUGACAGAGGUGUGGACUUCGGAAACUCCCCCGCUUGGCAGCAUCCCUCUGGCUGUCGUCAUUGAGACCCCGCGCUCCGUCCGGGUUAAGUGGGACCCCCCAGCCAAGCCCAACGGCAACCUCACUUACACUGUCCUCAUCACCGGGGCCUUCUGCACGCCAGCAGGUCAGAACCAGAGUGUCACAGGGAUGAACAGCACAGAGAUGAGCGGCCUGGAGAUGACUAGCACGGAGACAAGGACGCAGUUCCAUGCGGGCACAGCCGGCCGCUGGCUGUCUGUGGGAGGGCUGCUGCCGUACUCCAACUACAGCGUGCAGGUGCAGGCCUGCAACAGCCAGGGCUGCGUGGAGAGUACCCCGGCCAGCGUGUCACUCCCGCCUGCAGGUCCAGAUGGCCUCUCGGCCCCGAGGCUGGCGGCGAUCACCUCCUCCUCGCUGCAGGUGGCUUGGUUCCCUCCCGCACGGCCCAACGCUCCCGGACCCCUACGCUACCAACUCCAGAUGAGGAAGCCGGCCACGCAGCAUAUCUGGCAGCUUCUGGAUAAUGAGACUAGCGUGUUCAGCCACCUAGUGGAAGGUUUAGAACCAUACACAGAGUAUCAGUUCAGGUUGCUGGUAUCUCACAGCGAUGGAGAAGCAAACAGUUCCUGGGUCUCUUUCUCGACCGCUCAAGACCGGCCUGGGCCUGUGGACCCACCCAUGCUGUUUGAGAUCCAUUCCAGAAAUGCCACUGUCUCCUGGUCUCCACCGUCACAUCCUAAUGGCAUCCUUACCAACUACAACAUCUACCAGAAUGGGGAGCUUGGCGCCAGUGUGCCUGCAACCAGCACCAGCCUUAUUGUGUCAGGCCUUGGGCCCUACCAGAAGUACACGUUCCAGGUAGAGGCCUGCACGGAGGCCGGCUGCACCGCAUCUGCUGAGUCCCACACUGUCCAGACCGCCCCAGCCCCUCCAGAGGGCGUGGUUGCCCCGCGUCUGUACUCGGACACACCCACCUCGGUGCUAGUGGCAUGGACCCCACCACUGCAUGCCAACGGGGAGCUGGAGAGCUACACGGUGGAGAGACGACCCAAUGGGACCCAGCAGACCUCCAUAGUGGCCACAGUGCUGCCCAACCGGACACUCACCUACCUGGAUGGCUCAGUUGCUCUCAGCCCCUGGACAAGUUAUGAAUACAGGGUAGUAGCCAACACCAGGCAGGGUGGCUCUAACGGCAGCCAGUGGGAGAGGGUCACUACUCGGCCAUCGCGACCCGCCAGGCUGCUGCCACCUGAGGUGCUGGUGCUGGGGCCGGAGUCGGUGCAGGUGACGUGGGCGCCACCGCUGGUUGCCAACGGUGAGAUUGAGGGCUACGAGAUCCGCAUGCCAGCCCCUCGCUUGUCUCACACAAACACCAGCCUGCUCAACCGCACAGUCACGGGCCUGGUGCCAUACACAAACUACAGCGUAACCGUCCUUGCUUGCUCAGGGGGCGGGGGGUAUGUGGGAGGCUGCACUGAGAGCCCGCCCACAUCUGUCACUACUUUACCCACAAUUCCACAGGGGGUGGCAUCACUCUCAGUGGUUCCCAUCAGUGAGUCUUUCCUGGCUGUGUCGUGGCAGCCACCAGCAAGGCCAAAUGGACCCAACUUAAGGUACGAGCUGCUGAGACGGAAAACGCGCCAGCCGCUGGCCCGCCGUCCCCCCGAAGAUUUCAAUCGCUGGCACCAUGUUUACGCGGGAGGCAAAUUGCUCCACGAAGAUAAAGGCCUUAGCAGAUACACGUGGUAUGAAUACAAGUUGCUGGUGCACAAUGACGUUGGCUAUGCUUCAGGAGAGGUCACAGCAGGGAUCACAAAGGCUGGCCUACCCCUCACCCCUCCAAAUGUGUCCACUGUGACCCUCAACCACACUGCCAUUCUGGUUAACUGGACCACACCCACUUUACAGGACCUCCAGGGAAAAGUGGAGCUCUAUUUUCUUACAGUCAAUUCCACCCAGGAAAGCCAGACGCUCAGUCUCGACCCUUCCAUGACCUCUGCAGUGAUCUCUGACCUCCAGCCCAACACUGAGUACACACUUUCUCUGACCGUGUCUAAUGGGGCACACAAUAUCAGCAGCCCGGAGGUGAUGUGCACCACACUGCAUGGAGAGCCUGACGGGGUGUUCCCCCCGGAGGUAGUGAUACUAAACAGCACGUCGGCAAGGGUGCUGUGGGCCGCCCCGCUGUUCCCGAACGGUGCAGUGAUGCGGUACUCUGUCUACCUGGAUGGCCAGUUCUACACUUCCACCGGCAACACCUCCGGAUCCCUGUUGCUAGGCGGCCUCCUGCCUUUCACCAUUUAUGACGUGCAGGUGGAGGUGUGCACGGUGUACGCGUGUGUACUGAGCAACGGCACCAAGGUGACCACCGUGGAGAGCACGCCUGCAGAACUCACAGCACCUCACAUCCAGGUGCUCAGCUCCAGUUCUGUCAGGCUGGAGUGGACAUCACCUGGUCGACCCAACGGCAUCUUGGGAGGCUAUGACAUCUAUCGGAGGGCCCUUAAGUCUUGUGAGGAGCUCCAGACCAAGCAGGCUCUCCUUACCCAGACUCACUGCACAUAUCUGCAAUGUGCUGCCCACCAGGACUUCUGUGGCAACUCCUGUUACGACCCAGAACAGCAGGUAUGUUGUGGGGGGACCGCGCACAACCUCAGAGAGCUGCAUGGCUGUUGCGGCGAGCAGUAUCUGCUGGUGGCCAAUGCCUCCGUUAGCGUCUGCUGUGGUGGGCAGCUCCUCCACCCUCUGCCUCUGCACCAGUGCUGUGGGGAAUACUACGUUGCCAUCUCCCCAGGCGAGGUGUGCUGUCCGGACCGUGGCCAGCGGCGGGUGUCCGUGGGGCCGGGCGACUCGUGCUGUGGGACGUGGCCUUUCUCCUCAUCGACGGGUCAGGUGUGCUGCAGCGGUUCCCUCCACGACGGCUUCUCGUCGCAGUGCUGCGGGGGACAACUGGUGAGCAGAGACGCCGUGUGCUGCGGAGACGCUGGCCGAGGGACCGCGUACUCUCCCACCCCAGGAAUGGCAUGCUGUGGAGAGCAGUACAUCAACACAUCCUUUUCACUGUGCUGUGGCGGCCCAGGGCCUGAGGCACGAGCACACGUGCUGGGAGACAGUGGCGAGGCUCUCACGUGUUGCCGGAGCAAGCUGAUCCCGCUAGGCCAGCAGUGCUGCAACGGCGUGGGCUUCUCGCCACACACGGCCACGUGCGCCGACAGGGCCCCCCGUGGUCUCCUCAUCCCGGAAAAAUGCCGUCCUAGUGCCCUCUGUCCCGUGGAUGCAUCUUUGAGGGCGUACUGCGGUUUGUGUGACUUUGACCCCACUCUGUUCACCUGUACCUGGGUCCUGAGCGAGCAGGGGAAACCUCCAGCCACACCCACCCCCUCUGCCUCUCCUCAGAGGCCGCCGCCCACCACGUCUGGCACACUUCAGUUGCCACAGCUGUCUAACACAACUCACAGCCAGCUCUGCCCGACUGCUGACAAACUUGUCUACAGCGGCAUGGCAGACACAUACAUUUUUACAGACCCAGACCUGGAGCCCUUCACCCACUACGAGUACAGGAUCAGGGCAUGGAGUAGGCAUGGCCAUGUCUUUAGUCCCUCCUCCUGGAUCACCACUAAAGAGGCCAAGCCCCAAGGGGUCUCACCCCCCAACUGGAGCCGCGUGGGUGUCCGCGACGACAUCAUCCAGCUCGACUGGUCCCCACCGUUCAAGCCCAAUGGAGAAAUCAGCCAGUAUGUGGUCCUGAGAGACGGGCAGGAGCGUUACCGUGGAGCUGAGCGGAGCUUCACCGAUGCUGGAGGCAUCCAGCCAUUCCAGGAGUACACAUACCAGCUGAGGGCAUGCACUGUAGCUGGCUGCUCAGACUCCCCUAAAGUGGUGGCGGUCACUGUCCAGGGCAUACCAGAGGGGGUUGCUGUACCCGUGGUGAGCGCUCUAGGACCCACUGCCCUGCAUGUCAGCUGGGUGGCUCCAGCCAAGGCCAACGGUGUGGUCCGGGAGUAUCGGCUUAUCCAGAGCGGCGCAGGGGUCAUCCACACGGACACGCAGGGCGAGAUGGCGCAUACCGUCACAGGUCUGCAGCCUCACACCAACUACAGCUUCCUGCUCACAGCCUGCACGGCCGCAGGCUGCAGAGCAGGUCAGCCAUCUACGGGCCGCACGCUGCAAGACGCACCGGCAGGCGUGUGGGCGGUCCCCAGGCACGUGCUGCUGAACAGCACAGCGGUGGAGCUCUUCUGGACCACACCGUCCAAGCCUCACGGCCUCCUCGCCCGCUACCGCCUCCUCCGCGACGGACAGCUCAUCUUCGCCGGCGGCCCGGACGCGAGCUGCUACGUGGAUGCCGGCCUGCGCCCAGGCACCAGGUACGUGUAUAAGCUGGAGGCCAGCACAGGGGGCGGGAGCAGCCUGAGCAGCCCCUAUGUGAUCCGGACACCCGUCUCCUCCCCCGAGGGGAUCCCCGCUCCGCAUAACAUCAGCGUAGUGGGCCCGCGCUCCGUCUUCGUCGUCUGGUCACCCCCAGGGGCAUAUAAUACAAGUCUUCCUGUGGAGUACGAUGUCCUGCUAAACGCCGGUACGGAGCGGCCCCUGGUCCGGCGGGCCGGUCAGGACCGGUUCCUGGUGCUUGACGGACUGGACCCCUACACGAGUUACGACAUCCGGGUGCAGGCAUGCCAAGCAGACGGCUGUGGGGCAGGCCCAGGCGUUUCUGUGCAAACACCUGAAGCAGUCCCCCAGGCUCUGGACCCUCCCGUGCUGAGAGCAGCUGCAGCUACAGUUGUUGAAGUGCACUGGAGUCCCCCUCAUAAGCCCAACGGCCUGCUCACCACAUACCUCAUAUACAGAAGACCAAAAGGAACCCAGGAAGAGCUCCUGGUCUUCAUCUGGACUGAGGGUCCUCUGGAGUUUAUUGAUGCCUCCGAUUCCCUUCAGCCAUUCACUGAAUACGAGUACAGAGUCACCGCGCACAACUCACAGGGUUCCGCCUCAAGCUCCUGGAGCUCCACCCUCACUCUAGAGGCAGAACCAGAGGGCAUGGCCCCACCCACAGCAUGGCCCACUGGCCCCUACUCAGUCCUGCUGAACUGGACCCAGCCCAGCAAGCCCAAUGGACAGAUCUCCAAGUACAGAGUAGUAUACCAGAAAGAGUCCAGAGAUCCCACACUCAACUCAACAAUGGUCACUGCGCUCACAGUGCCGGGUGAUGUGCAUCAGGCCCAUGUCUUCGGUCUCGAGCCCUACACCAGCUACAGUGUGCGGGUGGAGGCGGUAAACAAAGGUGGCAGUGCCGCCGGCCCCUGGGCCACCCUGCGCACCCUGCAGGCCUCUCCCAGUGGCCUGGGCAUUUUCUCCGUGGAGAAGUGUGAGCAUGGGCGUGCCCUGCUCCUGCAGUGGCUGGAGCCAACCUUGCCCAACGGAGUGCUCAAGAUGUACAGUGUGUUCAGCGACGGCAACCUGGAGUUCAGCGGCCUCUCACGCCAGUUCUUGUUCCGGCGCCUGGCGCCCUACACCACUUAUGCUCUGGUACUGGAGGCCUGCACAGAAGUAGGCUGCACUAGGACGCCCAUACAGCCUGUCACCACCGGGGAGGCACCGCCUGCCUCGCAAGCCCCACCCAGUGCUCGCCGUAUCGGACCCCGUGACGCAGAGCUCAGCUGGAACCCCCCAGGGCAGCCCAACGGCAUCAUCCUGCUGUACCAGUUAAUGGCCGCGGGCGUGGAGGAUGGCGGGUUCAGGAGCGACGAAGACAGCGAGGAUGAUGAGACACAGGCCAAGGUCGCUUGUACAGUGAGGGAUGUUGACACCGGCAGCUUCUCCUGCAAUGUGUCCGGCCUGCAGCCGUGGAGCAGUUACAGGUUUCGCGUGCGUGUUUCAAACACGGCAGGUUCAACCAACAGCCCCUGGCUGACUAUUCGCACCAAGCAGGCUCCUCCAAGGAGCUUGGCACCACCGGCUGUCAGUCAUCUGGAGGGAAGGCCACAGGAGCUCUUUGUGUCUUGGGCACCUCCACUGGAGGCCAAUGGUGUCAUUCUGAGCUACAGGAUUCAGAGAGGCAACGUUGGCUUUCGUUUCAGUUUCGACUCGAGUGUGUUAAACUACACUGACCAGGAUUUGACCGCACACACCAUCUACAGCUAUGCAGUUAUUGCGUGCACAAUAGCUGGCUGUGUUACCAGCCAGCCGACUGUAGUCAGGACAUUAGAAGCUGCGCCUGCAACAGUCAAACCUCCUAUAGUAUCUAAUGUGAUGCCCCAUUCCCUAAAUGCAUCAUGGACUGCACCAACUAUCCAGAAUGGGGAAAUCUUAGAAUACAUCCUCCAGAUUAACAAGGAGGAGGUUUACCAUGGGAAGAAGCUGGGUGCACAGGUGAGGGGUUUAGAACCCCACACUUCCUAUUUCCUCAUCUUAACAGCCUGCACUAAUGGAGGCUGCACUACCAGUGCUCCCACCCCAGUCCAAACCAGAGAGGCAUCCCCCACUGGUAUGCCAGCCCCAACUUUAAAGGUCACAGGCCCUGAGUCAGUGGAGGUGGCAUGGGAGGAACCCGAUUGCCCCAAUGGGGUCAUCACAGGGUAUGAGCUCCAUCGUGAUGGGCAUGUCAUCUACGCGGGCAUGGACACACACUUCCAUGACUUCACCCUGCUGCCCAAUGUCGAGUACAGCUACACUGUCACUGCCAGUAACAGCCAGGGUAUGGCCAUCAGCCCUUCAGCCGUUGCCAGGACACAGUCUUCAGCCCCUUCGGGCAUGUUGCCCCCUCGCCUACAGGCCCUGGGGCCCUCUAGCAUCAUGGUGCAGUGGGAGCCCCCAGUCCGGGCCAAUGGCAUUCUCAUCAGCUACUCUGUGUACGAGCGGGACCCCUCUGCGCCCAAUGUCAGGAGGCUGGUCUUUGCAGCACAUCACAGCGCCUUCCAGAGUCGCAGUUUCUCUCUUACAGCUCUGCAGCCCUACUGCAGGUAUGAAGUGAGAGUGGAGGCCUGCACCCUGCUUGGAUGCACUUUGAGUGAAUGGGCCUCAGUUCAGACCCCAGAGGCGCCUCCUGCUGGCCAGUCGCCACCUCUACUGGAGCUACAGGCUGACUCAAAGGGCAUGCAGACUGUGUUCCUGCUCUCGUGGUCCCCACCCGCCCACACUAACGGAAAGCUGCUGCACUAUGAGCUCUAUAGGCGGCUCAGCGAGGACGCAGAGAGUCAGUCUGCCGCCUCACUCGUCUACCGUGAUGUCUCAACCUCCUACCAUGACCGUGGGCUCCUUCCCUACACGCCUUACGAGUACCAGGUGUGGACCGUGAAUUCAGCGGGUCGUGUGGGCAGUCCGUGGGUCAUAGGCCGGACCGGGCCAGCUCCUCCCGAGGGUGUGGCUCCUCUCCAGUUCCUGCGCAUCCACGCCACAUGGGCUGUGGUGAAUAUCAGCCCCCCCACCAAGCCCAACGGCAUCAUCAGCCUCUACAAGGUGUUCGCCCAGACGAAGGACACACAUGUGCUGCUGUCAGAGGGGACGUCUCAGCAGCAGACCCUCCACCACCUGGCACCCUUCACUGCGUACACCGUAGGCGUGGAGGUGUGCACGUGCCCAGGCUGCUGCAGCCGCGGCCCGCUGAGCGAGCUGCGCACGCCGCCCUCAGCACCAGCCCAGCAACCGCCACCUCGCCCCAUCGCCCUCGCGUCCCGCUGGGCGCUGGCCGAGUGGGACCGGCCCCUGCAGCCCAAUGGCAUCAUUGAGAGCUUUGAGCUCCUGGUACGGAGCGCGUGCCCCCAGCCGAUGCAGCCCGUGCCUAUGGGCUGCUCCGUGGGCCAAGUGGAGAGUCGGUUCUUCAGGAAGGGCCAGAGCCUCAAUAUCACCACCCUGCUCCCCUACGCUACCUACGACAUCUGUGUGGUCUCCUACAACAACAUGGGCAGCACAGCAUCUGAAUGGGUCCCCAUAACCACGCUGAAAGAGCCUCCACAGUACAAGCAAGCGUUUGUGGUGCACAGCAACCUGACGGCUGUCUGUGUGGACUGGGGCCUCUCGUUCUUCCUGAACGGACCCCUGAGGGAGUACUCUCUGAGCGAGAGCGGCCUGCGUGUCUACAGCGGCUUCCACAGCUCUGCGAACAUCCCCCGCACCUCAGACAAAACCUUUGUCUUCCAGGUUACCUGCACCACAGACAGUGGCAGUGCCAGUUCUCCUAUUAUCAAAUACAGCACAACCACCGGCAUAGAUGCGGCGGAGGCCACCUCCGAGGGUAAGGGUGGUGCGUUCGGCACGGUGGUGGCUUUCUACACAGAGCUGUGGUUCAUCCUGCUGAUGGCCCUGUUGGGGCUGGUGCUGCUGGCCCUGCUCCUGGGCGUCCUGCUGCGCCGUGCACUGAGCAAGGCCCCCUUUGUCAGGGAGAGAGCGCCCCUCCAGCCCCUGCAGAGGAGAAGCCCCACAUACCCUCCCAACGCCUCCUUGAGGCCAUCCUCCGAUCUCUGCUCUAUCCAUGCUUGCACUGCUCUCCUACAGUCCAGUGGUGGAAUGGGUCUGAACGACACUAAGGUCGGUGGCAGCACUUCCCAGCCCAGAAAUCCCAGUCACCAGGCCAGCAUGUCUGUGUUGCAUGUCACCAGCGAGAACCAGCUCAGCCAUGCCUACUCCCAGAACUCCCUCCACAGGAGCAUCAGCCAGCUCAUUGACACGCAGGACAGGAAGUCUUGGAAGCAGGAGCUGCAGGGCACUGACAGUGGCAUGUUUGUGGGAGGCGAGGAGUUCAGAGGAACGAUUAAUGGCUUCAGCUCCAUGAAGAAAGAGGAAACCAUAUUUACAGACACACACUUAUAGAGCUCCUCUUCUAUCCCUGACUGCUCUUCACACUCUCACUCUCCCCCUCUCUUGUAUGUGUAUGGAUGUACAUGCGCAUACACACACUUGCAUGCACACACACACUCAUACACACACAGACAGCAAAACCUGACAAGAGUACCCUCAAAAUGCAGAAGUAGACAGCAUAGAAAACUUUCAAGAGUUAAUAGUCAUUCAUGAGCUUUAAACAUGGAAGUAAGCAUACUGAGUUUCCUGUUUCACAGUGUCAUGAGCAGGUCAAAGAAAAUGGCAACUCAGUUGGUGUCUGUGUAGACGUCCCUUACUGUGUUGGUUUUAACCUCUAUACUUGUUACAGAACCUUAGAGCUGCAGAAUGCUUAUAGAUGGUACUUCGCAUAACACGUUGAUAUCUUCUUACAGGCAAAUCCUGGAAGUUUACUUCUUGUACUGUCAUUUUUAGAAAUGGAAUUAUUCCCUGGUCUGUAUUUCCUCUGGUAUAUAUGGUAACUACCUCUUGAAUAGGA